AUGGAGUUGAAGCGCUCCAUCUCGGCCAGCAUGGAAGCGGAAAAGCCCCCGAGGCGCUACGGGGCUGUGGAGGAGACGGAAUGGCGAGCGGACGGGCUGGGGAGAACUCAGCCGGACGUCGUCUCAAUGGCUGAAACCACCAUGAUGCCGGAGGAGAUAGAACUAGAGAUGGCCAAGAUCCAGAGGCUUCGGGAAGUCCUGGUCCGAAGAGAGUCUGAACUCAGGUUUAUGAUGGAUGACAUCCAGUUGUGCAAGGACAUUAUGAACCUUAAGAAAGAGCUGCAGAGUUUAGUAGCGGUGCCAGAAAAAGACAAGACGAAGCUGCAGAAGCAAAGGGAAGAUGAAUUGAUUCAGAAGAUUCACAAACUGGUGCAAAAAAGAGACUUUCUUGUCGAUGAUGCAGAAGUGGAGCGAUUAAGGGAAAAGGAAGAAGACAAGGAGAUGGCGGAGUUCCUCCGGAUCAAGUUGAAAACUUUAGAUAAAGUCGUUCGAUCUCCUACCAGUACGCCCACAGAGAAGAAGGCGGAACCUCCUCCGCUCCCGCCCGACAAACCCACCAUCGCCAAGACAGGAAUCGCUCUGAUCAAGGAUUGCUGUGGGGCUGCCCAAUGUGCCAUCAUGUAG
Varanus komodoensis (Komodo dragon) is the source of this 624-nucleotide messenger RNA. RefSeq names its product bMERB domain containing 1 (gene BMERB1). The record is from RefSeq and is a predicted model, not a curated record. Bases 1 to 624 code for a protein of 207 amino acids. Gene Ontology annotation, biological process: negative regulation of microtubule depolymerization. The transcript is spliced from 6 exons. Gene Ontology annotation, cellular component: microtubule cytoskeleton. Lineage: Eukaryota; Metazoa; Chordata; Lepidosauria; Squamata; Varanidae.